Molecule: messenger RNA, 1527 nt
Organism: Debaryomyces fabryi
Lineage: Eukaryota; Fungi; Ascomycota; Pichiomycetes; Serinales; Debaryomycetaceae
Gene: RLM1
Product: Rlm1p
Exons: 1
Coding region: 1-1527 (508 amino acids)
Biological process (GO): positive regulation of transcription by RNA polymerase II
Molecular function (GO): DNA-binding transcription factor activity, RNA polymerase II-specific; RNA polymerase II cis-regulatory region sequence-specific DNA binding; protein dimerization activity
Source: RefSeq, a predicted model, not a curated record
AUGGGAAGAAGAAAGAUUGAGAUUCAGCCGCUCACAGACGACAGAAAUAGGACGGUAACGUUUGUUAAGCGGAAAGCGGGACUUUUCAAGAAGGCCCACGAAUUGGCGGUGUUGUGCCAGGUGGAUUUGGCGGUUAUUAUCGUGGGAAAUAACAAUAAGGUGUACGAAUUUAGUUCUGUUGACACGAAGGAAUUGCUUGAUAUGUACCUGGGAGUCAAGCCUCACGAGUCGAAAUCACCGGCAAAUUAUGGGAAUUACAAGAAGAAGAGGCAUUUAAACCAAGUACAGUUCCCAAUUGAUGAUGAGAUGUCGAUUGAGGAUGAAAACGAGUCAGAAUACGAUAGCGACACCCCUGAGCCCAAGCGCCAGAAAAAAGACGAUGGGGAAGACAGACGAAAGAGAGGGAAGAACGAGAAAAGAUACAGUUCGCGCAGACCUACACCACCGUCUCAUAUUUCACUCUCAGGGGUUUCUAAGUCAGCCAUGAGUUAUGGACAAGCAAGCAACCCACAAGCCAAUGACGAAGAUGAUCGGGAGACUAUUCACAAGGGAGAUAUGUCGCACAAACGAGACAGUUCUACUACGUCGAACGUUUCGGCGAACCAAAGACCUGUUUUGAGGGUCCAGAUUCCAAUCGAUGCCAAGAACAACGACAGUAACGAUAGUGCUAAAACUAUCACCGCCAUAGACACCAACCUCCAGAACAACUCUUCAGACCCUAAUAGUAAGGCAAAUAGCAUUACAAAUAAAGGUCUUAAUUCUGGUACUCAUCCUAUGGCACCAAAUAUCAAGUAUUUCGGAUCGUUCAAAUCGCCUGAUAACCAUAAACCGAUAACCACCUUACCAUUACCAAUACAAAACAAGUCACAAACGUCUUCGCCAUCUAGUGCUACAGCACCGUCGUUGCCAAUGAGUGGAAUGACUUCAUUUUUUGGAUCGCUUCCCCAACCAUCACCAUCGGUCCAAUAUUCGAAUAAUUCGAUACUCCCGACGCCAAUACUUAACCAGGUGAUCAACCCACAAUAUGGGCUGCACCAGAAUCAACAUCAGCAUCAGUAUCAACAAAAUAACAAUGGCGGAACCACUAAUGAAAACCAAAAUCUGUUAGCGCCGUCAGCCAAUAACUCCUAUGCGAAACAGCGACUGCUCUUAUCGGGCACACAGUAUCAACACCCCAAUAAUCAGGGCGGUGAACAGUCACCAGUUUCGGGCCUUCCUUCGCGGUACGUCAACGAAUUGUUCCCAUCACCCUCCAACUUCUACGUGUCGCAGGAUUGGGCAAACUCGGGCACGGGUAUGACGCCUAUCAACAGCUCGAUGCCCCAGUACUUCAUGAAUAUGAUUCCCUCGAGCGGCGGCCAACCAAGUGCGCGUGCACAGUUCCAGGGACUGUCUCAGGGUCAGACAAAGACAGAGAACCUCACAUCACCUCUUCAGUUCAUGGGUCCGUUCAACACCCCCAGUAACGCAACCAGCAAUUACAGCAACACCUCCAACAACGCCCCGACCUCGCAUAAGAAAAAGUGA